AUGUCUAGGAUUUCUAAUAUGCUUGUUCUAAGAACUGUUCAGGAAGCAUUAGGUGAGCCGAGUUGGAGAUUAGCUGUGAUGGAAGAAAUAAAUGCUCUUAAGAGAAAUAACACUUGGACAGUCAUUGAUCUACCUAAAGACAAAAAGACAGUUGGGUGCAAAUGGGUGUUCACAGUGAAGUUUAAUGCUGAUGGAAGUGUGGAGAGAUACAAAACAAGACUAGUAGCAAAAGGAUUUACUCAAACUCAUGAUGACAUAAUCAUGACAGGGGAUGAUUCUCUGGAGAUUAGCAACUUGAAGAGGAAACUUGAAGCCGAAUUUGAUAUUAAGGACUUGGGAAAGCUGAAAUAUUUCAUUUCCUCAAGCUGA
Molecule: messenger RNA, 369 nt
Organism: Phalaenopsis equestris
Lineage: Eukaryota; Viridiplantae; Streptophyta; Magnoliopsida; Asparagales; Orchidaceae
Exons: 2
Coding region: 1-369 (122 amino acids)
Source: RefSeq, a predicted model, not a curated record